Molecule: messenger RNA, 1661 nt
Organism: Penaeus monodon (black tiger shrimp)
Lineage: Eukaryota; Metazoa; Arthropoda; Malacostraca; Decapoda; Penaeidae
Source: RefSeq, a predicted model, not a curated record
CGACACUGGCGAGGACGGCCACGGAGAGUUAUCAAGCAGGAGUGUGAAGGAGUUGUGUUUACGCUUUGCUCCUACUAGAAGCUCUGUAUAGCUGAGAUGAAUCGAAUAUGGCCGGUGCUGCUCAAGAGCAUCGUGAUACUGGCGCUGUGGGUCGCCCUGGUGGCCCUGAGUGUCCGCUCAUUCUUCAGCCUGGUGAGGGCAUCACACCUACCGUUGCUGAUCCUUCUCAUUUGUGGUGCAUUCUUUGUCUUCCUUAACAUCAUUUGUUUCGUGCACUUGAUUGGCAGCGUCAACAUAGUGUUUCUCAUCCUGCUUCUCCUCACGCAGACUGUUCUUAUGUACCCGUUGUGCCUCCAAGUAUGGCGUGCCUUUGUGGCUGCCAUCGAGAAAGACCAGACAAUCCGGAGGCAAAAGAUUCUGAAAGCCAGGUACGCAAAUUGGGUUGACUCGAAACCGUCCGUGAAGCAGCUUCCAGACGUAGAUUCGCCACACAUAUUUGGAAGCUGCGUGCCAUCCCGCCCAGCUCCGGUUUCGCCAGCGGGUGCAACCAGCCAACAGGAUGCUUCUGUCCCUGAUAGUAACUUAGAGAUAACUAGCACCAAGUUCCACAGCAAUACGAAGAAUAUAAGGCUCUCGUUGGACACGCCGGAAAUUUACGUCGGAGAACGUAAAUUCUGUAAAUACGUUAUAAAAACUUUGAAACAUCUGCUAAUAUUUAAAAAACUGUCAUACCAUAUCAUCACUAACGCAUCAGCAGACAUCCUCCAUGUAUCAAAAUCUAAGGCUAUUGCCGAAGAACUGCCUGACCGUGUGGUUCAGAACGACCCUCUCGUCAUUUGUAAUGAUAACCAUUACAUCAUUACCUUUGUUAAGAACUUCUGUUUUGAUAAGUUCCAAGUCACCAAAAGGAGCAACGGCAAGAUUGAAACUUUCGAACAAGUCGACCUCAACAAGUUUAUAUGGCCGAUGGUGUGGCCUUCAACUGUCGCCCUUUUUUACGCUAUGUUCGACAUUCAGAAUAUAAGUAGGCGCACUGUCUAUGCGUUCGUUUACCCAGCAGUGGGUGUGGUAGCAUGGUUGCUAACUAGACACAGUGUGGACGAUAUGUGGAAGAUUUUACUUCUCAUCCCCCUUAGACUUUUCUUUACUGUCAGCAGAUCCCUCCUGGUGUGUGCCAUCGCCGUAACAUGGUUCUACCCUGCUCUUUCAAUCUAUGUUACUGCCAAGAUCCUCGGGAUCAUCGUUCUUAGUAUCCACCUCACCUAUGCGAAAGUGAGACGGAAUGUUGAGCUCCUAGGAGAUCCAAUCGACAAGUACACUUUCAAUCCGCUGCUUCAGUUCUGGGUGCAGGUAGUCGAGAGUUGCGUUUACUGCAUCUGGGGUUUCGUGUGGCGUUUCUCUGAGAAUGACCCAUCGCCAGUUCAUCACAGUGUGUUACCUAUGAUUGUUAUCUGUCAAAUUGUUGGACUGAUUUGGAUAAGGGUCGUAAAGCGGUAUCACGUAGAACUAUUGCGAGAUCCAGUGAAGGUAUUCAAGACUGCUCAAAACAGGUUGGGUGAAAGUGUGCUAAACAGUUUUGAGGCCUAGACACCAUGAUGUUUUAACUUAUAAAAAAAAAUUAAAAACAGUUAUCCUAUCUUUUGAGAUUAAUGCUAUUAUGU